AGCACUGCACCAUCCGUCGUCGUUUCGUGGUUCUCUAUUACUCCAAGUUUGUCGUUGAAAGCACUCAACCUUGUGAGAGAGUGCAGGUGAAGAAGGUAAAAGAACGAAGCAGAGAUGGAUCCAAAGCUAACCGAGGUUUCCCAGAUCUUCGAUCGCUUCAAGGCUGCGUUUCGCCGGAACGACUUCGAUAACUGUUCCGAUCUCCUUUCUCAGCUCAAGGUGUUACUAACAGGGUUCAGAAGCCUUCCACCGUUGUUUGAAAAUACACCUAAUGCAGUUCAUGAGUUAACAAUUGCAAGGGAUAUAUACGAGCAUGCUGUCGUCCUCAGUGUGAAAACUGAGGAUCAAGAUGCCUUUGAGAGGGAUUUCUUCCAGCUGAAACCUUAUUAUACAGAUGCCAGUAAUCGUAUUUCCCCAUCUCCUCAGGAGUACCCAAUACUAGGCCUCAACCUAUUGAGACUACUUGUCCAGAAUAGGAUUGCUGAAUUCCAUACUGAGUUGGAAUUGCUCUCAUCCGCUGCUCUAGAGAAUCCUUGUAUUAAGCAUGCUGUGGAGUUGGAGCAAUCUUUUAUGGAAGGGGCUUACAAUCGCGUCUUAAGUGCUCGACAGACAGUGCCACAUGAUACAUAUGUUUAUUUCAUGGAUCUUUUGGCCAAGACAGUCAGAGAUGAAAUAGCCGGAUGCAGUGAGAAGGCAUAUGACUAUCUUUCAAUUAAGGAUGCUCGGCAAAUUUUGUUGUACUCCUCAGACCAGGAACUCUUGGAAUAUAUUAAAGAGGAGCACCCUGAGUGGGAGAUUAAGAAUGGUUCUGUCUUUUUUCAAAAGGCAAAAGAGUCUGCACCAUGCAAAGAGAUACCCUCGCUCCAACUCAUCAACCAGACACUUAGUUAUGCUAGGGAGCUGGAGAGGAUUGUCUGAAAAGGAAUGCGAUGGCUUGUGUUUCCAAAUGCUCUAGGCGUUUGAGUAAUAGUUUACUCAUACUGUCUUUUGAAAUUGUUCAUUGCUGAUUCAAUGCGGAACUAUAAAAUGGUUAACCUCUGUCUUUUGGUCAUCUAGGUUGCUGUAUUGUUUAUUGGGAUACCUUUUCGUUUUUCCAUUACUUGUGCUCUGGUAAAAGAAAAAAGAAAAAUGAUUCUCUACUUUGUCGA
Lotus japonicus is the source of this 1148-nucleotide messenger RNA. Its product is annotated as 26S proteasome non-ATPase regulatory subunit 8 homolog A. Gene Ontology annotation, cellular component: proteasome regulatory particle; proteasome regulatory particle, lid subcomplex; nucleus. Lineage: Eukaryota; Viridiplantae; Streptophyta; Magnoliopsida; Fabales; Fabaceae. Bases 115 to 918 code for a protein of 267 amino acids. The record is from RefSeq and is a predicted model, not a curated record. Gene Ontology annotation, biological process: proteasome-mediated ubiquitin-dependent protein catabolic process. The transcript has 6 exons.